UAUCAUGGUACUCUUGUAAUGUACAAUGUAGGUACUGCACUACAUGUAUUACUAUUGCUCUACUAGUAUUGCUUUGCUAUGGUCACAGAUAUGUCAUAGAUGGCCCUUGAGUGACCGAAAAGUACUACUAGCUAGAAGGUCUACGUCUAAACCCUUUGCUGCACAGUACUGGCUACUGUACGAGUACCAUCGAGCCAGCCUUAUUAGAGGACAUGAAGAAAUCUUUCUCCUUCACCUUCACUUUAAACCAUUCAAAGGCUCUAAUAAAGAGAAGGUCAAAUUUGGUUUUAAAGAGUGUUGCUUCGCAUCUUCCCAAGAAUGUGAACUUGAAUGUGCUUCCCGAACGUGAUGAGCCGAGUCGAGUCAUUGAAGGAAGCAGCUGCAAAAGCACAGAUUCGAUUCGAACCGGCAAGUGACAGUCCAACAAGGUGGAUCCCUCCUUCCUCCUUCACAAUCAGUCCAAGUAAUUCUUAGUGAUCCCCACCCAAACAGAGCGACCAUGACACGAUCUCCCUUGGCAGCAUCCCAGAUGCACCACCACAACAAUCAGAGCCAUGAUACGGAAGAGGAAGACGAGGCGAACUUUGAUGACGAAGAUUUGGAAUCUCUGGUGCAUUCCAACAUUGACACGAGCGCACACCAGCAAGAUGACGACAAUGUGGUGGGAACCAAGAAUCUGCAAAAGGAAGAACGUGAGACUUUGGCACGCCGAGAAUCCCAAGCAGUCGGCUGCAUCCGCAUUGUCGUCUACUUGGUAGUCCUGAUGGUUGCCAUUUCCGUCUCUCUUGUGGUCUACUUUUAUACCAAAAGUGACCAACAGCAAGAUUUUGAAACACAGUUUGCUGCCUUCGCUGCCAAGGUGGCAGAAUCCUUCUAUGACUCGGUGGAACGCAAAAUGGGAGCCAUUGCUACCUUCUCCACGACCAUCACAUCCUAUGCUGUCAACACUGGGGCCACCUUUCCCAAUAUUACUGUUCCAGAUUUUGAGCUUCGAGGUGCUCAUACCCGCAUUCAGGCGGCAGGGGUCAUUCUAUACUUCUUCCCCUUGGUGCGGGACCAAGACAGGGCCGGUUGGGAGGAAUAUGCAGCCAACAACCGAAUGUGGAUCAGAUCUGCAUUCCUGAAAGAAUCCAAGUGGAAGGGUGCCCAAGAUGCCAAGUUUGGAUUGGGGAAAUUCGAACAAACUACUAGUACUACGCAAAGCAACCAACAAGAACAACAAGACAACAACAACAGAAACCGACGCUUGCAGGAGCAAGAACAGUUGGAGAAUGCCACUGUGCCUCCAGAGUUGCAGUUGCAGCCAUUGGAGAUGGAAGGUGGCUACAGCUAUCACAUCUUUGAAACGGGACGCACGCCAAGCGCUAUUGGAUCGGGACCCUUUCUGCCCAUCUGGCAGAUAUCGCCCGUCUUGCCAAUCGUCAAAUACCUGAACUAUGACAUGCUCAAUCAUACUGCUGUCCAAGACUCUUUGCAUGCUGCCGUUGACAGUGAAAAGCUGGUCAUGGGCCACGCCCAUGAUGUGCGGGAUCCCUCUCACAAGGAGGACGCCUCCACUGCCUUGUACAAUGCCUUUUUGCAGGUUGGACAGUAUCGUCAUGAUGUCCAAAAGUACGAAGGAGACCCUGCAACCAACAUUGUAUACCCAGUCUUUACCAAUUUCGGACCAAACAAAACCCUCGGAGGGGUCAUCAACACUUCCUUGUACUGGCGACUAAACUUCUUGGCUAUUCUGCCCGACACUGCCAAGGGGAUCAUGUGUGUGAUCACCAACACCAGAGGACAAGUCUUCACCUACAGAGUUGAUGGACCGAACGUGACGUUCCUUGGACCAGGGGACAGGCAUGAUCCCAAGUAUGAUUCCAUGGUUGUGUCAGAAGACGUCACAGAAAAGCUCUUGACUCGUGCUAGUCCUGAAAACCAAGGAUUUGAUGCUGCAGAGCUGGACACGGAAUACUGCCGAUACUACCUCCAUGUCUACCCUUCUGAGGACACAGAAGCAGAAUAUGUCAACAAUGAGCCUGUUUUGUAUACUGUCUUGGUGGCAUCUGUGUUCCUUUUCACUUCUCUUGUAUUCAUUCUCUACGAUUGGUUGGUUGCCCGGCGACAAAGGAUUGUCAUGGACCGGGCAGUCCAAUCCUCUGCGAUUGUGUCUAGUCUGUACCCCAAACAAGUGAGGGAUCGCCUCUUCAAGGAUGAUAAAAGCCAUGCUUCCAAUAGUCAUUCCGAUGCCUGGAAAGCAGGCGAGGGGAAGGAAGCUGAUGUAAAUGGCCUACUAGAGUAUGAUGAGAAGAAAUCCAAAUCUCUCGAUCGACCCAUUGCCGACACCUAUGAAGCGUGCACGGUUCUAUUUGCGGAUUUGGCUGGAUUCACCAAGUUUUCUGCCUCUCGAAAACCAGAAGAUGUCUUCUACCUUUUGGAAACCCUCUAUCAGGCCUUCGACAAGAUUGCCACGAGAAGGAAAGUCUUCAAAGUGGAAACGAUUGGUGAUUGUUACGUAGCCUGUACCGGUCUUCCCGAGGCUCAACCCAAUCAUGCUGUUAUCAUGGUUAAGUUUGCGAGAGACUGCUAUUCAAAGAUGUCUUUUCUGCUGCCAAUGUUAGCAGAGAAGUUGGGGCCUGAGGCUGCAACACUUUCGUUCCGAGUGGGUUUACACAGUGGUCCAGUGACAGGUGGCGUGCUUCGUGGCCAGAAAUCGCGUUUCCAGCUUUUUGGCGAUACAAUCAAUACUGCCUCCAGGAUGGAGAGCCUUGGGAUUGCUGGUAGGAUUCACAUGUCUCAGACAACAGCAGACGAAUUAAUUUCCAAGGGGUUUGGGAGAUGGGUUGUGCCCAGGGAAGACAAAGUGCAAGCCAAAGGCAAGGGAGAAAUGCAGACAUACUUUGCAAACAUCCUCGAUAAUGCGAGGAGUAUGAAAAGUACAGAUAUGUCCGUGUUGUCUUCGAGUAUGUCCAUCAGGAACUUUCUGUCCGACGAUCUCCCACGCAUGGGAGGCAUGGAGCAGAACCGCGACGGCAGCAACCUUAAUGGGAACGGCAGCAGUGCUCCUACUGCGUACAGCUCUUCCCCAGCCGAUGUUUUGCUUGGCGAGACGGACGAUGCUGCGAAGAAGGCAAUCGCUACUGAGAUUGAGAUAUGAUCAGCACGAGUUGAUUGUGGAGCAAAGCAAGAACGCAGCGGGCACGUGGUCGGAAGUGUAUGCCAGUGCACCAUACAUGUACUUGAAGUAACUUCUAAUCAGGCACUCUAUUUCCUGCGUGGAAAACGUCGGAGCAAUUAUAGAGAGGGCGUCAGUCUCUCUUGCCAUCUCCCA
Messenger RNA from Seminavis robusta, 3313 nucleotides. The record is from the annotation of a GenBank genome assembly. Lineage: Eukaryota; Bacillariophyta; Bacillariophyceae; Naviculales; Naviculaceae.